CGUAUUUAUUUGUCCUGUUUCUUCUUCCUCUGAUGUCGAGACCAAUAAUUUUCAGUCUUACCUCAGGGACUUCGUCUCCCGAUUCUCCGCCAUCCCGCUUAUCAUCGCCGACACCAGCUCUGUAGAUCUGAGCCGAACGAUGAUCUCAUUCUCACUUCCGGCAGCCGAAGAAGGUGGACGAUCGCGAAAACGCCAGCUCUAAAAGGCUCACGGUUUUCUAUCAGACGGCUUAGGGUUUUGCUGUUCUUAAUUUGUGGGAUAUUUACUGUGCAUUUGACCUCGAUUCGAGGAUUCUUAGUUAAAUUCUAUAGAACUAGUUGGAAUUGAGGUUGCUUCAUUGGUAUAGAAUUGUCAAUUGCACACACUGGUGCUUGUUUGUGUGGGGGAAGUGUCCUCUGCACUUUCAAUCUCGAAUGAGAGUGAGAGUGCUUGCGGAAAUCGCACGCAUUGCAUAGUUCCAUGUUAAAAGAUUAGUGUUUCUUUAAGAAGAAAAAAAUGACCUUCGCGGGCAAUUGGAGGCUGAUUGUCAUCUGAGAAAUGGCACUAAAGCUUCCGGCUGCUGAAGCAGCCAAGGCUGCCAUUCUGUCCAUUGGGUGUGGCUAUGAUAUAUCCUUGGACUUGAGGCUUAAGUAUUGCAAAAGGGAUCCAUGCAAUUGGCGUUUGAUUGAGAUUGACGAGGAUGAGGGCCAAGAAAUUGUGCUUCCGGGUGGAACAGUUCUCCAGAAUGUUCCCAAGUCAAUUAAAUGUGAUAAAGGCGAACGCACUAGGUUCCGAUCUGAUGUUCUGUCUUUCCAGCAGAUGUCCGAGCACUUCAACCAGGAAAUAUCAUUGACUGGUAAAAUUCCAUCAGGGCUCUUCAAUGCAGUGUUUGAUUUUUCUGGAUGCUGGCAGAAGGACGCUGCUUGCACAAAAAAUCUUGCUUUUGAUGGUGUUUUCAUCACAUUGUACACUAUUGCACUUGAAAAAUCUCAGAUCCUGUUGUGUGAUCACGUGAAGAAAGAAGUCCCUUCAACAUGGGAUCCUGCAGCAUUAGCAAGGUUCAUUGAGAAAUUUGGUACUCACAUUAUUGUUGGCAUAAAGAUGGGUGGAAAGGAUGUUAUAUAUUCGAAACAACAACACUCCUCGUCACUUGAACCUGCUGAUGUCCAGAAAAGGUUGAAGACAAUAGCAGAUAAGAGAUUUUCAGAUGCCAGUGAACAAUAUGGAACAGAUUCUGAGCAGGGUUAUCAGAAUGACAAGGUAGAAGUUAGGGAGAGACGUCUGAGGUUUGCAGAAGCUAGCACAUCAAGCUCAUAUGUGUACAAGGAGGACAUCGUUAGCAUUUGCAAGAGGAGAGGUGGGAGUGAUCGCAGAAGCCUAACCCAUAAUGAGUGGUUACACACUGUUCAGCUAGAGCCGGAUGCAAUCUCAAUGUCCUUUAUCCCAAUAACGUCCCUUCUGAAUGGCAUCACCGGCAGUGGAUUUUUGAGUCAUGCUAUCAAUUUGUACUUGCGCUAUAAACCACCCAUUGAAGAGCUCCACCAGUUUUUGGAAUUUCAGCUGCCACGACAAUGGGCACCAGUGUUCAAUGACCUUCCUCUUGGUCCACAGAGAAGGCAGCAAAGUUCAGCUUCUUUACAGUUUAGUUUUUUGGGUCCAAAGCUGUAUGUUAACACUGUUCCGGUUGAUGUUGAGAAGAGGCCUGUGACCGGUCUUCGGUUGUACCUUGAAGGUAAAAGGAGUAAUUGCUUGGCCAUUCACUUGCAACACCUCUCAUCUCUUCCAAAAAUAUUCCAGCUUGAAGAUGAUCCACACGGAAACUUCCACAGAGAACCCCAAGAUCACAAGUACUACGAGAAAGUCCAGUGGAAGAACUUCUCCCAUGUCUGCACGGCACCUGUUGAUUCUGAUGAGGAUCUUUCCAUAGUCACAGGAGCAAAACUGGAAGUUGGUGACUAUGGGUUUAAAAAGGUCCUUUUCCUAAGGCUCAAAUUCUCAUCCGUUGUGGGGGCUACUAUGGUGAGACAGUCAGAGUGGGACGGUUCAUCAUCUGGGUUGGCUCGCAAAUCUGGAUUGAUAUCAACUCUGAUCAGUCAUCAUUUUACCACAACAGUUCAGAAGCUGCCACAUCCACAGCCAGGUGAUGUGAAUAUUAAUUCUGCUGUUUAUCCGGGCGGUCCUCCAGUUCCCAUUCAAGCGCCUAAACUUCUGAAGGUUGUUGAUACGACUGAGAUGAGUAGAGGGCCACAAGAAACACCAGGUUAUUGGGUUGUUUCUGGGGCAAGACUCAUGGUUGAAAAGGGGAGGAUUUCUCUGAAAGUAAAGUAUUCGCUACUCACUGUCAUACAACCUGAUGAAGGUUCAACACCCGAUUAAGCAGAAUGGAGAACCUUGCUCUGUUAAUGUGUGCUCGAGCUGAUGUCUUUACUAUGAUAAUUUAUAUUGUACAUCUAGAUGUACACACAUCUAGUGACAUUUUUGAAUUAUUCUAUGAUUGCUCAUUGUUCUUUAAUAAUGUUCGUUUACUUUUAUCUUUUACAUGUAUUUUUUAUUCAGCUCAUUUUAUUCCUACUGAAUGUUCAUUUGAAUACGGGGGAGGCUCAUUAUCCUUACAAAAUGCUCAUUAGCGAAUGUUGGAUUUGC
This is a messenger RNA of Cuscuta campestris, 2622 nucleotides long. Lineage: Eukaryota; Viridiplantae; Streptophyta; Magnoliopsida; Solanales; Convolvulaceae. The record is from the annotation of a GenBank genome assembly.